Fusarium tjaetaba is the source of this 333-nucleotide messenger RNA. RefSeq names its product 60S ribosomal protein L30. Gene Ontology annotation, molecular function: structural constituent of ribosome; RNA binding. Gene Ontology annotation, cellular component: cytosolic large ribosomal subunit. The record is from RefSeq and is a predicted model, not a curated record. Bases 1 to 333 code for a protein of 110 amino acids. The transcript is spliced from 3 exons. NCBI's taxonomy places the organism in Eukaryota, Fungi, Ascomycota, Sordariomycetes, Hypocreales, Nectriaceae.
AUGGCCCCCCAGAAGAAGAGCAAGAAGGAUGCCAACAGCAUCAACUCCAAGUUGGCGCUUGUUAUGAAGUCCGGAAAGGUCACUCUUGGCUACAAGUCUACCCUCAAGAGUCUCCGAUCUGGCAAGGCCAAGCUCAUCAUCAUUGCUGGCAACACUCCUCCUCUCCGCAAGUCUGAGCUCGAGUACUACAGCAUGCUGUCCAAGGCCCCCAUCCACCACUUCUCUGGAAACAACAUUGAGCUCGGUACCGCCUGCGGUAAGCUCUUCCGUUGCUCCACCAUGGCCAUCCUCGAUGCUGGUGACUCCGACAUUCUUAGCGACCAGCAGGCUUAA